Coregonus sp. 'balchen' is the source of this 16061-nucleotide messenger RNA. The record is from the annotation of a GenBank genome assembly. Lineage: Eukaryota; Metazoa; Chordata; Actinopteri; Salmoniformes; Salmonidae.
AGUCUCUACAGGCCAGUGUGAACUCCACCUACUGGGCAGCUCCUCCCAUCCACUCCUCCCCUAUGUCUGACGAGGAGACCGAGGGACUGGGCCCUGAUGAGGUAAACAACAUCAACGAGUUUCACGUUUUAUUAGUCGUGUUUCGACAUUCUCAUCACUAGGAGUUGCUCUGGACGCGCACAAAGCUACGGUAGACUAACUACAGCAGAUAGAGGGGGUGAAUGUGUCCUAAGAAUGACCUUGUGUGUGUGUGUGUGUGUGUGUGUGUGUGUGUGUGUUCAAGUUUCAAGUUGUAUUAGUUGUUUACACAUGGUAAACACCACCCAACUAAAUGCUGACUGCAGGUUCCUUCCAGACAAUGCAAGAACAAUAAGAACUAAUACAAGAGAAGAAGACCAACAUAAAGUAAAUGUCUCCGUAGAAUAGAAGAAACAUUUUAGCAUCAGUAAAAUACAGGAAGGCACAAUUUAUAGUCCAAUAUGUACACGUGUUUUUGGGGAAGGGGGGAUUAAAUUGUGCACUUUUUAGCAAUCAUAAUAAGAGUCUGGUAGCAGCAGUUGUGAUGUGUGUGUGUGUGGAUGGAUGUGUGUGUGGAUGGAUGUGUGUGUGGAUGGAUGUGUGUGUGUGUGUGUGGCUGCGUGUGUGAGGGGGUGCGUGUGUGCUAAGGUGCGGACAUAACAACAUUUCAUUUAGAAAGGCAGAAAUCAAAAAGGUCUUGACAUUAUAUUGUGUGUGUAGUGGAACCAAAAAUCUCAAAUUUCGACUCCAGACCAAAGGACAAUUUAAAAAAUUUUUUUUAUUUGUUUAACGCAUUUUUGGUUACUACAUGAUUCCAUAUGCGUUAUUUCAUAGUUUUGAUGUCUUCACUAUUAUUCUACAAUGUAGAAAAUAGUAAAAAUAAAGAAAAACCCUUGAAUGAGUAGGUGUCCAAACUUUUGACUGGUACUGUAUAUUAAAACUUGUCUUAUUUUCAAAUGGUAUACUAACCCAAUGCUAACUUUUAGGCCUUUCCCCACAUCUACCGUAACAUAUCCACUUCCUUACGUUGUAGAUAGACAGGGCCCCUCUCCUGCCCAAGCAGCACCAUGCAGGACCCCCGGGGGCCACUGGGCGGCCCUUAGCCUCCCGCCACUGUCCAGGAGACUCCUACUGUAUGGUGUACAUGGUCUUCUUCCUGUUGGGCAUCGGCUCCUUGCUGCCCUGGAACUUUUUCAUCACAGCCAAACACUACUGGACCUACAAGCUGAGUAAUAACACCGAUCCUACCGGUCACGGAGAGGAGCCUCGCUCAGAUCUUAGCGUGAGUUGGUGAAGUGGUGUGUGUGCGUGUUUUUGUGUCUACUGCAUUCAUCUUAUGACAGCUGUAGGAAUUGGAACAGAGUGUUCUUUCACUCGUCACACAGAUCCAAAGCAACAACCAUUUUAUGAAUCGCAAUCUGGGUCAGGUGGGCGUCAUUUGAAAGAUUAUUAUAUUGCCGACGUGGCUAGCUAAGUUAUAAAAUACGAUAUUACAGUGUUAGGCUUUCCAAAAGGCACUUCAGACAAACAGAUUGUAAUUUUGGUGAGCAUAGAAAGGAGACGUGAGUGCAUUCAGGUGCGUGUUUCCCCUGCUAAUUGUCUCCACAAUACGACAAACGGGCUCAUUCUGUUCAGGACAACCCAGGUUAUAACACAUCAAACGGAGAACCUGACGUCAUGUAUAGCAUAUUACUGUCCAGCCACUGAGCUCUGACGUCAUGUAUAGCAUGUUACUGUCCAGCCACUGUGAUCUGACGUCAUGUAUAGCAUGUUACUGUACAGCCACUGAGCUCUGACGUCAUGUAUAGCAUGUUACUGUACAGCCACUGAGCUCUGACGUCAUGUAUAGCAUGUUACUGUAUAGCCACUGAGCUCUGACAUCAUGUAUAGCAUGUUACUGCACAGCCACUGAGCUCUGAUGUCAUCAUGUAUAGCAUGUUACUGUACAGCCACUGAGCUCUGACGUCAUGUAUAGCAUGUUACUGUACAGCCACUGAGCUCUGAUGUCAUCAUGUAUAGCAUGUUACUGCACAGCCACUGAGCUCUGAUGUCAUCAUGUAUAGCAUGUUAUUGUACAGCCACUGAGCUCUGACGUCAUGUAUAGCAUGUUACUGCACAGCCACUGAGCUCUGAUGUCAUCAUGUAUAGCAUGUUAUUGUACAGCCACUGAGCUCUGACGUCAUGUAUAGCAUGUUACUGUCCAGCCACUGUGAUCUGAGGUCAUGUAUAGCAUGUUACUGUCCAGCCACUGAGCUCUGACGUCAUGUAUAGCAUGUUACUGUACAGCCACUGAGCUCUGACGUCAUGUAUAGCAUGUUACUGUACAGCCACUGAGCUCUGACGUCAUGUAUAGCAUGUUACUGUACAGCCACUGAGCUCUGACGUCAUGUAUAGCAUGUUACUGUAUAGCCACUGAGCUCUGACAUCAUGUAUAGCAUGUUACUGCACAGCCACUGAGCUCUGAUGUCAUCAUGUAUAGCAUGUUACUGUACAGCCACUGAGCUCUGACGUCAUGUAUAGCAUGUUACUGUACAGCCACUGAGCUCUGAUGUCAUCAUGUAUAGCAUGUUACUGCACAGCCACUGAGCUCUGAUGUCAUCAUGUAUAGCAUGUUAUUGUACAGCCACUGAGCUCUGACGUCAUGUAUAGCAUGUUACUGCACAGCCACUGAGCUCUGAUGUCAUCAUGUAUAGCAUGUUAUUGUACAGCCACUGAGCUCUGACGUCAUGUAUAGCAUGUUACUGUCCAGCCACUGUGAUCUGAGGUCAUGUAUAGCAUGUUACUGCACAGCCACUGUGUUCCAAUUUAGGCGUUUAUCAGUGCCCAAAUCUGCCCUUUUCAACCCGUAUACGGGCUGUGAGUGGAAAGGACUGAUGAACGCACUAACUGUAAGUAGCUCUGGAUAAGAGCGUCUGCUAAAUGACUAACAUGGAAACGUUUCCCUCUGGCCUUGACAGGACUACUUUGAGAGCUAUCUGGCCAUAGCCUCCACUGUACCGUCGGUCCUCUGUCUGGUUCUCAACUACCUACUAGUUAACAGGUAACCUCCACUGUACCGUCGGUCCUCUGUCUGGUUCUCAACUACCUACUAGUUAACAGGUAACCUCCACUGGGUCCUCUGUCUGGUACUCAACUACCUACUAGUUAACAGGUAACCUCCACUGUGUCCUCUGUCUGGUAGUCAACUACCUACUAGUUAACAGGUAACCUCCACUGUACCGUCGGUCCUCUGUCUGGUACUCAACUACCUACUAGUUAACAGGUAACCUCCACUGUACCGUCGGUCCUCUGUCUGGUACUCAACUACCUACUAGUUAACAGGUAACCUCCACUGUGUCCUCUGUCUGGUACUCAACUACCUACUAGUUAACAGGUAACCUCCACUGUGUCCUCUGUCUGGCAUAGUGGACUCAACUACCUACUAGUUAACAGGUAACCUCCACUGUGUCCUCUGUCUGGUACUCAACUACCUACUAGUUAACAGGUAACCUCCACUGUGUCCUCUGUCUGGUACUCAACUACCUACUAGUUAACAGGUAACCUCCACUGUGUCCUCUGUCUGGUACUCAACUACCUACUAGUUAACAGGUAACCUCCACUGUGCCGUCGGUCCUCUGUCUGGUACUCAACUACCUACUAGUUAACAGGUAACCUCCACUGGGUCCUCUGUCUGGUACUCAACUACCUACUAGUUAACAGGUAACCUCCACUGUGUCCUCUGUCUGGUACUCAACUACCUACUAGUUAACAGGUAACCUCCACUGGGUCCUCUGUCUGGUACUCAACUACCUACUAGUUAACAGGUAACCUCCACUGUGUCCUCUGUCUGGUACUCAACUACCUACUAGUUAACAGGUAACCUCCACUGUGUCCUCUGUCUGGUACUCAACUACCUACUAGUUAACAGGUAACCUCCACUGUGCCCUCUGUCUGGUACUCAACUACCUACUAGUUAACAGGUAACCUCCACUGUGCCGUCGGUCCUCUGUCUGGUAGUCAACUACCUACUAGUUAACAGGUAACCUCCACUGUGUCCUCUGUCUGGUACUCAACUACCUACUAGUUAACAGGUAACCUCCACUGUGCCGUCUGUCUGGUACUCAACUACCUACUAGUUAACAGGUAACCUCCACUGUGUCCUCUGUCUGGUACUCAACUACCUACUAGUUAACAGGUAACCUCCACUGUGCCGUCUGUCUGGUACUCAACUACCUACUAGUUAACAGGUAACCUCCACUGUGUCCUCUGUCUGGUACUCAACUACCUACUAGUUAACAGGUAACCUCCACUGUGUCCUCUGUCUGGUACUCAACUACCUACUAGUUAACAGGUAACCUCCACUGGGUCCUCUGUCUGGUACUCAACUACCUACUAGUUAACAGGUAACCUCCACUGUGCCGUCUGUCUGGUACUCAACUACCUACUAGUUAACAGGUAACCUCCACUGUGCCGUCUGUCUGGUACUCAACUACCUACUAGUUAACAGGUAACCUCCACUGUGCCGUCGGUCUGGUACUCAACUACCUACUAGUUAACAGGUAACCUCCACUGUGUCCUCUGUCUGGUACUCAACUACCUACUAGUUAACAGGUAACCUCCACUGUGUCCUCUGUCUGGUACUCAACUACCUACUAGUUAACAGGUAACCUCCACUGUGCCGUCUGUCUGGUACUCAACUACCUACUAGUUAACAGGUAACCUCCACUGUGCCGUCUGUCUGGUACUCAACUACCUACUAGUUAACAGGUAACCUCCACUGUGUCCUCUGUCUGGUUCUCAACUACCUACUAGUUAACAGGUAACCUCCACUGUGCCGUCGGUCCUCUGUCUGGUACUCAACUACCUACUAGUUAACAGGUAACCUCCACUGUGUCCUCUGUCUGGUACUCAACUACCUACUAGUUAACAGGUAACCUCCACUGUGCCGUCGGUCCUCUGUCUGGUAGUCAACUACCUACUAGUUAACAGGUAACCUCCACUGUGCCGCCGGUCCUCUGUCUGGUACUCAACUACCUACUAGUUAACAGGUAACCUCCACUGUGCCGUCGGUCCUCUGUCUGGUAGUCAACUACCUACUAGUUAACAGGUAACAUGCACAUACAAAACAAACUGAGGCCAAAUCCCCCUUUAGAGGACAUCAUUAGAGGGACCAGAUUCAGUCAGCCGAUCAAUAGACCUGGCUACAAACACUGGAGCCUGUGAGGUCAUGUGUUCUCUCAGCCAAACAGACGGUCUGCUCUGUACCAGGUAUGGAUGGAGUCAGCUCAGGAUGUAAAGGAACAGUAUCCUUCCACACAGUGACCUUUUUAUUUUACAGUCCUGCCGUGUUUGGACCUUUAAAUGUAAGGGCUAAGGGAAGGGAUCGCUGCUGCUACCUAAAACCAACACGUUUCGGCUUUUGGCCUUCUUCAGGGGUUUACUUUGAUCAACAUCCAUUGUCCUCCAAGAGUUGCUGAAUCUCCUCUGCUAAAGGCUUGGGUAAGCCUGAUCCCAGAUCUGUGUGUGCUACCGAACUUCAACUUGCCUCUCUGAUGCAAGGGAACACAGUGAUAGAACAGAGUGACGCCAAUCCCUCAGUCUGUCUCUCUCUCAGGUUGUCCCCAGCGGAGUGACGCCAAUCCCUCAGUCUGUCUCUGUCUCUCUCUCAGGUUGUCCCCAGCGGUGCGUAUCCUGUCCUCUCUGAUUGUCAUCUUGGCUGUGUUCAUAGUGACCACGGUCAUGGUCAAGGUGUGUUAUUUUUUUAUAUAUAUAUACAGUGGGGGAAAAAAGUAUUUAGUCAGCCACCAAUUGUGCAAGUUCUCCCACUUAAAAAGAUGAGAGAGGCCUGUAAUUUUCAUCAUAGGUACACGUCAACUAUGACAGACAAAAUGAGGAAAAAAAUCCAGAAAAUCACAUUGUAGGAUUUUUAAUUAAUUUAUUUGCAAAUUAUGGUGGAAAAUAAGUAUUUGGUCAAUAACAAAAGUUUCUCAAUACUUUGUUAUAUACCCUUUGUUGGCAAUGACACAGGUCAAACGUUUUCUGUAAGUCUUCACAAGGUUUUCACACACUGUUGCUGGUAUUUUGGCCCAUUCCUCCAUGCAGAUCUCCUCUAGAGCAGUGAUGUUUUGGGGCUGUCGCUGGGCAACACAGACUUUCAACUCCCUCCAAAGAUGUUCUAUGGGGUUGAGAUCUGGAGACUGGCUAGGCCACUCCAGGACCUUGAAAUGCUUCUUACGAAGCCACUCCUUCGUUGCCCGGGCGGUGUGUUCUGGAUCAUUGUCAUGCUGAAAGACCCAGCCACGUUUCAUCUUCAAUGCCCUUGCUGAUGGAAGGAGGUUUUCACUCAAAAUCUCACAAUACAUGGCCCCAUUCAUUCUUUCCUUUACACGGAUCAGUCGUCCUGGUCCCUUUACAGAAAAACAGCCACAAAGCAUGAUGUUUCCACCCCCAUGCUUCACAGUAGGUAUGGUGUUCUUUGGAUGCAACUCAGCAUUCUUUGUCCUCCAAACACGACGAGUUGAGUUUUUACUAUUUUGGUUUCAUCUGACCAUAUGACAUUCUCCCAAUCCUCUUCUGGAUCAUCCAAAUGCACUCUAGCAAACUUCAGACGGGCCUGGACAUGUACUGGCUUAAGCAGGGGGACACGUCUGGCACUGCAGGAUUUGAGUCCCUGGCGGCGUAGUGUGUUACUGAUGGUAGGCUUUGUUACUUUGGUCCCAGCUCUCUGCAGGUCAUUCACUAGGUCCCCCCGUGCGGUUCUGGGAUUUUUGCUCACCAUUCUUGUGAUCAUUUUGACCCCACGGGGUGAGAUCUUGCGUGGAGCCCCAGAUCGAGGGAGAUUAUCAGUGGUCUUGUAUGUCUUCCAUUUCCUAAUAAUUGCUCCCACAGUUGAUUUCUUCAAACCAAGCUGCUUACCUAUUGCAGAUUCAGUCUUCCCAGCCUGGCGCAGGUCUACAAUUUUGUUUCUGGUGUCCUUUGACAGCUCUUUGGUCUUGGCCAUAGUGGAGUUUGGAGUGUGACUGUUUGAGGUUGUGGACAGGUGUCUUUUAUACUGAUAACAAGUUCAAACAGGUGCCAUUGAUACAGGUAACGAGUGGAGGACAGAGGAGCCUCUUAAAGAAGAAGUUAAAGGUCUGUGAGAGCCAGAAAUCUUGCUUGUUUGUAGGUGACCAAAUACUUAUUUUCCACCAUAAUUUGCAAAUAAAUUCAUUAAAAAUCAUACAAUGUGAUUUUCUGGAGAAAAAAAAUCUCAAUUUGUCUGUCAUAGUUGACGUGUACCUAUGAUGAAAAUUACAGGCCUCUCUCAUAUUUUUAAGUGGGAGAACUUGCACAAUUGGUGGCUGACUAAAUACUUUUUUCCCCCACUGUAUAUGUAAAUAUAUAUGUGUGUGUAUAUGUAAGUGUGUGUGUGUGUGUGUGUGUGUGUAUAUAUAUAUAACAUGCAGUGUAAAUGUCAAGACUUGAAUGUACGUGUGUCUAAGACGGUUUUCACCGCAGGACAUUAAAGUUGAUCCUAAUGUACAGGUGGAUUCAUCUGGCUGUAGAGACCAGUUCUUCUUUGGGACUUUAGCCAGUGUUGCUCUGGUCAGUGGGGCCUCCAACCUCUUCUCUGGCUCUGUGUUCGGGAUCAGCGGACAUUUCCCAAUGAGGAUAUCACAGGCACUCAUAUCAGGUAUUACACACCAAACACACACACACACACACACACACACACACACACACACACACACACACACACACGAAGGCUCUCAUAUUCAGAAGAUUAAUCUCUCUACGUACCAUACUUAGCAUGCCAAUAUCAUGUACCCAACAGUCUAGUCUACAUGAUAAAAAAUCCAUAGCAUACCCAAACUGUUCCCUUUGAGACUAUCUGUAUCUGUCCCAUCACUGCUUACAUUGACGCCACUUAGCCGGGGCUUUCAUACCAAACAACUUUAGAGUAAACACUCAUCUGAUUAGACAUGCUUCUCAUCCUUCAUCCAGACAUCAUUCUAUAAACAGCAUGACACAGUCAGUCCUUUUGCCCUCUCUCCCUCCUCCCCUCUCUACCUCUAUCCCCCUCCCCAUCCCUCUAUCCCCACCCCCCAUCCCUCUAUCCCCACCCCCAUCCCUCUAUCCCCACCCCAUCCCUCUAUCCCCCCCCCCAUCCCUCUAUCCCCCCCACCCCUCUAUCCCCCACCCCCAUUCCUCUAUCCCCCACCCCACCCCCUAUCCCCCACCCCACCCCUCUAUCCCCACCCCAUCCCUCUAUCCCCCACCCCCAUCCCUCUAUCCCCACCCCCAUCCCUCUAUCCCCCACCCCCAUCCCAUCCCUCUAAUCCCCCACCCCCCCAUCCCUCUAUCCCCACCCCAUCCCUCUAUCCCCACCCCCCCAUCCCUCUAUCCCCACCCCCAUCCUCGUAUCCCACCCCAUCCCUCUAUCCCUCUAUCCCCAUCCCUCUAUCCCCACCCCCCAUCCCUCUAUCCCACCCCUCUAUCCCCCCUCAUCCCCACCCCUCUAUCCCCCCCAUCCCUCUAUCCCACCCCACCCUCUAUCCCCUCCCCAUCCUUAUCCCCACCCCCAUCCCCUCUAUCCCCCUCCUCUAUCCCCAUCCCCCUCUAUCCCCCCUCUUCCCUCCCCUCCUCUCCCCCUCACCUCUAUCCCCACCCCUCUACCUCUCCCCAUCCCUCUAUCCCCACCCCUCUAUCCCCACCCCCCCUCUAUCCCCUCCCCCAUCCCUCUAUCCCCCCCCCCCUUUAUCCCCCCCCUCUAUCCCCCCCCUUCCCUCUAUCCCCUCCCCUCUAUCCCCACCCCUCUAUCCCCAACCCCUCUAUCCCCACCCCUCUAUCCCCCCCCUCUAUCCCCCACCCCAUCCCUCUAUCCCCCCUCCCCCUCUUAUCCCCCCCACCCUCUAUCCCCUCCCCUCUAUCCCCUCCCCUCUAUCCCCCCCCCUUCCCCCCCCCUAUCCCCAUCCCUCUAUCCCCUCCCUCUAUCCACCCCAUCCCUCUAUCCCCUCCCUCUAUCCCCACCCCUCCCUAUCCCCCCCCUCCCCUCUCCCCCCCCCUCUAUCCCCACCUCCUCACCCCCCCCCCCCUAUCCCCUCCCUCUAUCCCCCCAUCCCCUCUAUCCCCUCCCCUCUAUCCCCACCCCUCCCUCUAUCCCCCUCCCCUCUAUCCCCACCCCCUCCCUAUAUCCCCUCCCCUCUAUCACCCCACCCCUCCCCUCUCCACUCCCCAUCCCCUCCCUUAUCCCCUCCCCUCUAUCCCUCCCUCUAUCCCCUCCCCUCUUCCCCAUCCCUCUUUUCCCCUCCCCUCUAUCCCCACCCCUAUCCCCUCCCCUCUUCCCCAUCCUCUAUCCCCUCCCCUCUAUCCCCCACCCCCCCUCAUCCCUCUACUCCCUCCCCUCUAUCCCCUCCCUCUAUCCCCACCCCUCUAUCCCCCCCCCUCUAUCCCCCCCUCUAUCCCCAUCCCUCUAUCCCCUCCCCUCUAUCCCCAUCCCCUCUAUCCCCUCCCCUCUAUCCCCAUCCCCUCUAUCCCCUCCCCUCUAUCCCCCCUCUAUCCCACCCUCCUUAUCCCCUCCCCUCUAUCCCCCCCCAUCCCCCCUCUAUCCCCCCCCUCUAUCCCCCCAUCCCUCUAUCCCCUCCCCAUCCCUCCCUCUAUCCCCUCCCCUCUAUCCCCACCCCUCUAUCCCCUCCCCUCUAUCCCCCCCACCCUCUAUCCCCUCCCCUCUAUCCCCCUCCCUCAUCCCCACCCCCACCCUCCCUCUAUCCCCUCCCCUCUAUCCCCUCCCCUCUAUCCCCCCCAUCCCUCUACCCCUCCCCUCUCCCCUCUCUAUCCCCCCCCACCCCCCCCCUAUCCCCAUCCCCUCCCCUCUAUCCCCCCUACCCCCCUCUAUCCCCCCCUCCCUCUAUCCCCUCCCCUCUACCCCCUAUCCCCUCUCCCUCUAUCCCCCUCCCUCUAUCCCCCCCCUCUAUCCCCCCCCUCCCUCUAUCUCCCCCUCAUCGCCCACCCCUCCCCCUCUCUCCACCCUCCCCCCCCCCUCUCCCUCCCUCUCCCCCACCCCUCCACCCCCUCCCCCUCCUCCUCUCCCCCCUCCCCCCCCUACCCCCCCCCCCCCCUCUCUUCCUCUCCUCUCCCCCUCUCCUCUCCCUCCUCUCCCCCCCUCCCCUACCUCCUUCCCUCCCCCCUCCCCUCCCUCCCCCCUCCUCUCUCCCCCCCCUCUCUCCCCCUCUCUCCCCCUCCCCCUCUCUCCCAGGCCAGGCUAUGGGAGGGACUAUCAGUGCAGUCGCCUCCAUAGUGGACCUGGCAGCAGCUAAAGAUGUGACUGACAGCGCUCUAGCUUACUUCCUGACCCGCUGACGUCUUCAUCCUUCUCUGUAUCAUCAUGUACCUGCUGCUGCCCAAACUGGCUGUACUCACAGUAGGGUACACACACACACACACACACACAACACACCACACACACACACACACACACACACACACACACACACACACACACACACCACACACACACACACACACAACACACCACACCACACAACACACACACACACACACACACACACACACACACACACAACCACACACACACACACCCACACACACACACACACACACACAUAUACACACACACACACACACACACACACACACACACACACACACACACAUAUACACACACACACACACACCACACCACACACACCACACACACCACACCAUCACACACAUAGUACACACACACACACACACACACACACACACACACACACACACACACACCACACCACACUGCUGCUGCCCAAACUGGCUUACUCACAGUAGGUACACACACACACACCACACAAAACACACACCAACACACACACAACACACACACACACACACCCCACACACUGCUGCUGCCCAAACUGGCUUACUCACAGUAGGUCACACACACACACACCACACACACACACACUGCUGCGCCAAACUGGCUUACUCACGUAGUACACACACACCACACCACACACCACACACACUGCUGCUGCCCAAACUGGCUUACUCACAGUAGGUACCACACACACCACACACACACACACACACACACACCUGCUGCUGCCCAAACUGGCUUACUCACAGUAGGUACCAACACCACCACACCCACACCACACACAACCCUGCUGCUGCCCAAACUGGCUUACUCACAGUAGGUCACACACCACACCAAAACACACACACAACCCUGCUGCUGCCCAAACUGGCUUACUCACAGUAGGUAACCACACCACACACAACACACCCUGCUGCUGCCCAAACUGGCUUACUCACAGUAGGUCACCACACCACACAACACACACACACUGCUGCUGCCCAAACUGGCUUACUCCACAGUAGGUACACACACCACACACACCACACACACACACACACUGCUGCUGCCCAAACUGGCUUACUCACAGUAGGUACACACACACACACACACACACACACACACACACACACACACUGCUGCUGCCCAAACUGGCUUACUCACAGUAGGUACACACACACACACACACACACACACACACACACACACACACACACACACACACACACACACACACACACACACACACACACACACACACACACACUGCUGCUGCCAAACUGGCUUACUCACAGUAGGUACACACACACACACACACACACACACACACACUGCUGCUGCCCAAACUGGCUUACUCACAGUAGGUACACACACACACACACACACACACACACACACACACACACACACACACACAAGCAAGCAAGAACACACACUCAGGCCAGUGCACAGCAAUAACACUCAUCAUAUGUCACGCUAACUAGGCUACCGAAGGCAACAUCGUUACUGCUAACACCUAAUUAUAGACUGUCCAAUAACGUGCGUCAGAGGCUGAGAGGAAUGUGGGGCGAGAAGAUGAGGAACUGUGUUGUAGUGACUCUGUGAGUUUUGUCCUGCUGUGGUCAGGCAAACCACAGUUAAAUGAAACUAGUCCCCUCUCCCGAAACCAAGGAAACAGGCUUUAUUCAUACUGAGGUGUUCCCUAAAAUAAACAUUUCCCAGUUUCUGUUCAUUAAAACCUUUUGAUAUGAGCCUUUGUCAAAAAAAAUAAACUUCUCACAGAAUGCUCUGUUGACCCAAAAGGCAUCAAUAUCAACAACACAUUAGCAGUAGAGACACGUUCUCAGGUUAUACACUACCGGUCAAAGGUUUUAGGACACCUACUCAUUAAGGAUUUUUCUUUAUUUGUUACUAUUUUCUACAUUGUAGAUUAAUAGUGAAGACAUCAAAACUAUGAAAUAACACACAUGGAAUCAUGUAGUAACCAAAAAAGUGUUAAAGAAAUGAAAAUGUAUUUUAUAUUUGAGAUUCUUCAAAUAGCCACCCUUUGCCUUGAUGACAGCUUUGCAUACUCUUGGCAUUCUCUCAAUAUAAUAUAUUUUGAUUUGUUUAACACUUUUUUUUGGGUUACUACAUGAUUCCAUAUGUGUUAUUUCAUAGUUUUGAUGUCUUCACUAUUAUUCUACAAUGUAGAAAAUAGUAAAAAAAUAAAAUAAAGAAAAACCCUGGAAUGAGUAGGCGUUCUAAAACCUUUGACCGGUAGUGUAGGUCUAAUAUACCAUGAGGUGCUCUUAGAUAAUGGGAAGGGAUAUUAUAGAACAAAGAUACGUUGAUGCUGAACAGCAAAUAAUGCAGAAAAAGCAUUUCUGGGAAAGUAAAGCAGGACGUUUUUUUGCACAAAGGCUUUUUGGACAUUGUUUACCAUUCAGCAUCAACUUCUAUUUGUUCUAAUACAUUACAAGGGCUAUAAGGUCAAAUUACACAAUUACAUACAGAGACAACAUAUUAUAGACCUUUUUAUAAUAAUACAUUAUAAAGGGCUUAUACAUAGUUAUAGCAAGUAAUAAAACAUAUACCUACAGGUGUUACCAAAUGUUAUUGCAUAGAUGAUACAUUAUUUUUAAAAUGUUGCGUACUUGCCCGAAAAACCGUUUCCCUUCCUCAGGCACUACAUGCUGUCAGCAGAGUACAGCAGUGCGGCGACCCUACCGGAGCCCCGUGGUGAGGCGGACGGCCAGGAGGGAGCCCCAGCGAGCACCGUCUCCUCCGUGUCCGUCCCUCCUCUAAAACCCAUCCUUCAGAAGACGUGGAUCCUGGGUCUCAGCGUCUUCUACGUAUUCUUCAUCUCUAUAAUGGUGUUCCCCGCCGUCUCCUCUGGGAUCCAGGUAGAAGAACUAAGACGUCGCCUUAUUAACAAUGGCAGUAAAAAUUAUUAACAAAGGGGGGUAAACAGUGCUGCUAUCUUCUAAGAAAAUUGUAUUUUUAUGUUAUCUUAUCUGAUGUUGUCUUCUCUUCUCAGUCUGUUAACCGGAACAGUGGCAGCCCCUGGACCACAACAUACUUCACCCCACUCACCAGGUGACAAUCGGAUUGAUUCAGCUCUUUAUCUUGUCUGGUCGAUUAACACAUUUUAUUUGUCACAUGCGCCGAAUACAACAGGUGUAGACCUUACAGUGAAAUGCUUACUGACAAGCCCUUAACCAACAAUGCAGUUUUAAGAAAAAUAAGAUUUAAGAAAAUAUUUACUAAAUAAACUAAAUAACACAAUAAAAUAACAAUAAGGAGGCUAUAUACAGGGGAUACUGGUACCGAGUCAAUGUGCGGGGGUACAGGUUAGUCCAGGUAAUUUGUACACGUAGGUAGGGGUAGAGUGACUAUGCAUAGAUAAUAAACAGCGAGUAGCAGCAGUGUAAAAACAAGGGGGGGGGGGGGGGGGGGGGUCAAUGCAAAUAGUCUGCCACAUCCGACGAGCGUCAGAGCCGGUGUAGUACGAUUCAAUCUUAGUCCUGUAUUGACUCUUUGCCUGUUUGAUGGUUCGUCGGAGGGCAUAGCGGGAUUUCUUAUAAGCGUCCGGGUUAGAAUCCCGCUCCUUGAAAGCGGUAGCUCUACCCUUUAGCUCAGUGGAGUAUGUACGUACGGUCACUGUGGGGACGAUGUCGUCGAUGCACUUAUUGAUGAAGCCGGUGACUGAUGUGGUGUACUCCUCAAUGCCAUCAGAUGAAUCCCGGAACAUAUUCCAGUCUGUGCUAGCAAAACAGUCCUGUAGCUUAGCAUCUGCAUCAUCUGACCACUUUUUUAUUCACUGAGUCACUGGUGCUUCCUGAUUUUAAGUUUUUGCUUGUAAGCAGGAAUCAGGAGGAUAUAAUUAUGGUCAGAUUAGCCAAAUGGAGGGCGAGGGAGAGCUUUGUAUGCGUCUCUGUGUGUGGAGUAAAGGUGGCCUAGAGUUUAUUUAUUUUUUUGUCUGGUUGCACAUUUAACAUGCUGGUAGAAAUGAGGUAAAAUGGAUUUAAGUUUCCCUGCAUUAAAGUCCCCGGCCACUAGGAGCGCCACCUCUGGGUGAGCAAUUUCUUGUUUGCUUAUGGCCUUAUACAGCUCAUUGAGUGUGGUCUUGGUGUAUCUACGCUUCCUGUAUCUAUACUUGAUAUGCCAUCACAUGUUGCACAGGGCCUGUAUUCAUAGAGGAGUGCUGAUCCAGGAUCAGUUUUCAGCCUUUUAGAUCGUAAUGAAAUGGAUUACAUGGACAGGGAGGACCUGAUCCUAGAUCAUCACUCCUACUCUGAGAUGGGGGGGAUAAUAAAGUCAUUCUUUUCUCUCCAGCUUCUUCCUCUAUAACGUGGCUGACUUCUGUGGUCGUCAGGCCACGGCCUGGCUGCAGGUUCCAGGCCCCACCAGUAGAGUCCUACCUUCCCUGGUCCUCUCCCGGACAGUCCUGGUGCCUCUCCUCAUGUUAUGCAACUACCAGGUAAAGAAGGGAGAGAACGUCCUCAACUCUUGUCCUCUAGUGGAAAUAAGUUAAAUGGUGCUUGGAGGAGCCAACAGUCGAUUAGCCUGAGUGCCAGUCUGUCUGUGCUAUCAUGCCAACUCCUUGUCACUCAUUGUCACUUGGCUAGACAAUGACCACAAUGAAGUUGGCAAGAGCACAAACAGAUCUGGGACCAGGCUAUAGAAGGAGAAAACAGAUCUGGGACCAGGCUUGGACAGUCGAUCACAUCAAAGAUUUAAAAAAGACCAGCACUCGGUUGAAUAGAAGUUGCAAUUAAAGCUUUGUUAAAAAAAAAAAAAAAAGGUUUCUUAUUGCAACACGUCUUAAUAGUCUUUUUAGUAACGCCUUCUAUGAAGUACGUGCGUAUACUGCUUUAUAUCGUCCUUUAUAAAGCUUUAUAAUACACUUAUGUGUUAUGACAUUGACUAUUAGCUUCUUUUUCCCCCUGUAACUACCAAAAAGGCCAGCACUGUUGCGAUUGAAGCAAAUGGAACCCUAUUCCCCAAAUGGAACCCUGUUCCCCAAAUGGAACCCUAUUCCCCAAAUGGAACCCUAUUCCCCAAAUGGAACCCUGUUCCCCAAAUGGAACCCUGUUCCCCAAAUGGAACCCUGUUCCCCCAAAUGGAACCCUGUUCCCCAAAUGGAACCCUGUUCCCCAAAUGGAACCCUAUUCCCCAAAUGGAACCCUGUUCCCCAAAUGGAACCCUGUUCCCCAAAUGGAACCCUGUUCCCCAAAUGGAACCCUGUUCCCCAAAUGGAACCCUAUUCCCCAAAUGGAACCCUAUUCCCCAAAUGGAACCCUGUUCCCCAAAUGGAACCCUGUUCCCCAAAUGGAACCCUGUUCCCCAAAUGGAACCCUAUUCCCCAAAUGGAACCCUAUUCCCCAAAUGGAACCCUAUUCCCUAUACAUAAUGCACUACUGUUGACCAGGGCCCAUAGAGAUGCAGCCUUUUGUUUUUUAAAUUUAGUUUAUCUUAUAGCAACUUGUCUUAAUAAUAUUUUCUUUAUGUAACCUCCAGCCCAGAGACCACCUUCACACGGUCCUCUUCAGCCAUGACCUCUUCCCAGUCGUCUUCAUCUGUCUCCUGGGCGUCUCCAACGGGUACCUGGGCACCCUGCCCAUGAUCUACGGGCCCAAGGUGGUGACACGGGACCUGGCGGAGCCCGCAGGCGUGGUGAUGAGCUUCUUCCUGACGUUGGGACUGGCUGUGGGAUCGGCCUUCUCUGUGUUGAUAGUACACUUCAUCU